Aspergillus heteromorphus CBS 117.55 is the source of this 2797-nucleotide messenger RNA. RefSeq names its product DUF2293 domain-containing protein. The coding region runs from base 1 to 2793 and encodes 930 amino acids. The transcript has 6 exons. NCBI's taxonomy places the organism in Eukaryota, Fungi, Ascomycota, Eurotiomycetes, Eurotiales, Aspergillaceae. The record is from RefSeq and is a predicted model, not a curated record.
AUGGCCCGAGUAUCGAGGAAAGCUGUUUCAGUUCUUGCCAGACAUGCGCCAAGCAGGGCCAUCAGGAGGAACACCCGAAAGCAUAAAGUGAUUCUGGAGUCUAUCACGCAAGAGAAGAAGAAGCUUCGCAGUGUUAUAUCAUUUGAAGCAAAAGCGCCCCCUGGCUACACCUUCAUCCCUGCUGGUAAUCCUCAGCUUACAACAGCUUGUAAGGAAUUGUGUCGGAAAGAUGGUUGGAAGGUGUUUGCAGUCACGACAACACCACAUAUGCACACCCACAACCUCUCACAACAUGUCCAUCGAAUUGGGUACCACUUUCCAAGCACUGCCGUUGCCACAGUGUGUAUGGACAUGGGUCUUUAUCUCACUGCAGCAGGAAAAGCGGUGCCAUUCCAAAGUGUUGGCAGUAUAGCCAGCCGCAGGCGUGCUAAUUCGGAAGUUUCCCAGACUACCAUCAAUACAGAAGCAAGAGACGUUCUGAAAGAUCUUUUCCCUAACAUGCCAGAUAAUGAUUUGAAUCAAAUCAUCAAGACUGCUUUCCAAAAGGGCCAGCGAAAAGUAGGCACGGCAGUUGAGCUGCCUCUAGCUCGUCGGGCCCAGUUAGCGGUGGUAGCCCAUAUUCGCCAUAUCUACACGGACUACGAUCGUCUUCUGAAGGCGACAUCAUUCCACGAGGCUAGAAGCCUAGUCGAGGAGCCUACUCUAGCAAAGUUGGUGGAAUGGAGAGGAGACGAUGAAAAUGGAAGGACGGUCUUGGAAGACGUAUUCCGUGAGGUCAUUGUCAUAUCCGAUGAUGAAGAAGAUAGUGAUACCGAGGGAGAGGCCCCCGCCUCAGUCGACCGAGACCGCAGUGUAAUGGUGGUCUCCAGCAACCCUCGGGCUGACGAGUUGCAAACAAAGCAGCUCAAUUAUGCUAACCCUAUUCUUCGUGAGGUCCAAUCAGAUAUAUCAGAUGAUGAAGCUCCACCGGGCUUUCGUUUCAUCCCAGAAGCGCCCCGGACGAACAAAAUUGACCGCCGUGGUUUCAGCAGAUACCAAGCUUGGGAUCGUGCGAUCAAUCGAUAUAGACAUAUGGCAAAUGAGGCUGACCAACGCAGAUUACACGAUGGGUCUACUGAUAGCCGGAGGCCAGUAGUUACUCGGCAGCCGUUGCAGGAAAACGUUGGGCAAGAAGGACCCGCCUUAUACCCUGCCAUAGACCAUCCUUGUGUUUCACUUGCACCCCUGGCUGCGUCUAAUACAGGCCCUUUUGGCGCUGGAGCAGGUAGACCCAUUCUAACUUCUGUAGUGGAUCGUCAUUCAUACGAAUUAAAUCGGGGGGCUGAAUUGUCUAUUGACAGGAGAGAUAUUCUUCUGUCAAAUGUGAUCCCCUUGGACCGAACACAAGCUGCUCCACCAAAGAGGCGUACAUUCCAGCGAGAUGACUCGCCCAAUGCUCCUGUGUUCGUUAGUGGCCCUAGAGAAGUUUAUGAAAUGACCCAGACUGGAGACCCAACUUUACCUUUGGCCCCAUCACAACACAGAAGCACUGUGCAGUCACAGGAUCAUGCAUUUCCCUCUAUUGAGGCACCUUUGCCCGUGGAAAUCCGGCGCUCCGACAGUGGUCAAUUGGAUCAUCUUACCAAAAGGAUGUCUGGGACGUUCUCCAUCCGUUCAGUGACGCCCCAUCAUCUAGCUCACCGGGAGGCGUCGCAUCAAGAUUUGCAAAAGUCGGCUCGAGAUCAAGCUGCCAAACGGAGGCGUACGGCUCAUUAUGAACCUGUUGGAGCAGAUUACACCUACUCCAAGGAUAAUUCUGCCAGCACUGUUGUUCCUCACAGAGCUGGCUGGUUUCACAAUGCUGCUGGAUAUGUUCCAUGGGGCAGUUCUUCGGCCUUGGAUGAAACCUAUGUCCGUAGGGGGUACGUUGCGCCAUUUGGGGCCUUAAAUACCCCUGAGAAUCAUCCAGGACGGUCCCAGUCCUCUGCUGUUACCGCAAAUAUUGGCUUGAAUACCGAGGCAGCACAGCAUCAAGUGCCGGUAAAGAAGUUGGACAACCAAACAUCUCACUUACUCUCUUCUGAAUUUCCCGCCCGCCGCUGGUCUCCAGGGCAGCCUCACAUCUUUCCAGGCAAUAGGUAUGCCAUUUAUAAGGAUAAUGCUUCCGAAAGGCUUGUUCCUGUACGGCACUCCGCCUUGGAAGAACGGCGUGUCUAUCGUGAAAUUCCCGGAUACAAUAUUCGAAAUUUGAGGCCGGUUCAGGGUCCAGAGUCACAAGAGUCCAUAUGGAGUAGCAGGAUUUAUGGUCGCACCCCUGCUUCACACGCGCGGUCUCCGAAAAGACAUUAUGCAGAAGACUUUGUUCGUGCUGUUGAUUAUGAUGAUCGAAUCCCACUGGAAUAUACAGCGCAGCAUCAGCUUCAGACGCCAAACCGUUCUAUGGGAACCCGCCCUCAACCAGUUGGGGUUACCGUGCAAACCGAGUCCUAUCAGUGUAACAUAUCUGGUAGUAUGGAAUCAAGACCAUCUGGCCCUGUUUGUCUAGAUUCGCGGGCGGAAAUUACUGCCCAGGAUUUUGCAGCGGCAUUAGAUCAGAGUCAAGGAUAUCAGACUGUCAGAGAGAUCAACCCAUCUUCUACAGCCCAGUAUUACGAUAGAUAUGGCGGAGGCACCAUGGACUUUUCAUGGCAAGCCUCUGAGUGUCAACAACAAGGAUCGGGGACAGGGGAUCAAUGUUAUCCCACAUAUGUCAGACAAGUGAAUCGGACACAGUAUUCAGUUCCUGAGGGUCGGGCUGUUGUCAUUGUUGACUGAAGUC